Molecule: messenger RNA, 582 nt
Organism: Ostrea edulis (European flat oyster)
Lineage: Eukaryota; Metazoa; Mollusca; Bivalvia; Ostreida; Ostreidae
Exons: 1
Coding region: 1-582 (193 amino acids)
Source: RefSeq, a predicted model, not a curated record
AUGCUUCACGUGCAACCACGGGAGUCUCCUGCAAAACUAUUUCUUGGACGUACUUUAUCAUCUAGACUGGAUUUGGUGAAACCGAACACUGAGCGAGAUGUCAAAAGUAAGCAAUUUGACAUGGCUAGCAAAAGAGGAAGUCCACUACGUGCGUUCGAACCAGGAAGGGAGGUGAUAGUAAGAGACUACCGUAGAAACACUAAAUCAGACUGGGUAUCCGGAACUAUCAGUGAACAAACGGGCCCAGUCUCGUAUCGUGUAGAAGUGGCACCAGGUCAAACGUGGAGACGACACAUUGAUCAGAUUCAGGAGUUCGCGGCCAACGUCAGUGCAUCAGAUACACCUAUUACAAAUGAUAUCUCUGUCAAUCAGCAACCCGGUGCUAUUCCCAGGCAGGACUCACAGCUUGAUUCACGAAGUCAAGAUAUCCGUCUGUCUAGUCAGGAUAGUCAACCGCCUAGUCUAGAGGUCAGUACUCCACCUCAGAUUCAGCAAACUGAUCAGCGUUCGGAACCGAGAAGAAAUCCAAGACGCACAGCUGAUCCGCCAAGUCGUUACAAAGACUUUGUAUCGUGCAAGUGA